ACUAGACAUAGGCCUUGCGAACCAAACAGACGGUAAACAAGGCGUCCUUACAAGACAUUUCUCGUUACUUACACCUGAGAUCAUACUAAGAGGGCUCUGAUGUUUCGUCAAUCUAUGAAGUUUCCCCUUGUUGUUAUGCUUAACUUGUUACUCCGCAAACCGUCAAGCUCUCUCUCCCGCUUACUAAUCUUUGUCCGUACAGAAAACGAACCGGCACGCAACUGGCUCCAAACAGCCCAGGAAUCUGCUAGGUCCGCAGGAGAUCUUCCGACUUGCGAUAUCAGGCCGAAUAGUCGGGAUAUAUAAACCAAAUACCUCCCGCGGACACUCACCUCAUCCACCUAGCACGUCAAGUUAAGCACCUUUGCUACCACCAUGGACGACCAAGUUUACUCUUUCAUCCACGAUCUAGGGCCCAUCGGGGAAAGCCUUCCCCCCCGCCGGCCCCCAUGCUUCCAAUGCACAUUCGACACUGCCAGACAAAUCCACAGCGCCAGGGUGCUAAUAAACGACAGAGACACCAUCAACCUUGUCAAGAAGACCCUGUGCUUUGUCGGCCAGUCUGCGAUUAAACGCUGUAGCAAGUGUGAUCAAGCCAACGAGCAAAGAUGUUACGAUUGCCCCCGAGAGCUGACCUCUCUCCUGGAUACUAACUCUACAUCUACCGGCGCCCACCAGACAGAUGUGAAUUACCAUCCUCUUCGCGACCUCCGCAUGGCUGCCGCAAAUUUUCUUGAGCAUACUCGCCUGUUCCUAAAGAAGCACAAUCUCGAAGAAUUCGAUCAACUUCAAAGUAAUCUCAAGGCGUCGGUGCCCCAGCUGGUCGAGUGGGGGUGCAUCGAUGUCUCGGUCACGCAGCAGGCGGAGGAACAGCAACAACAACGGCAGCAGCUGGUCGAUUGGGGACCCAUUGAUGUCUCGGUCGCGCAGCAGACACAAGUUCAGCAGGACCCCUCGUCCUUGCACUCGCCCUCUUCCGAGCCUCUUCAACAGGCAGCUACCCCUUCCUCCUUGACUUUGACGGAGGGACCCAAUCCCAGUUCCAGUCCCAGUCUCAAGCCAACACGUUCAUCAAAGCAGCAGCCACAAUCGCAGCCGCAGCCCCAACAAGACGAGAUCAAGAAGAUCCAUGCUACCCUCGAGGACAUCGAGGUCCAACUCCACAUAAUGCUCGGCAUGAUCAGCAGUAUGUCUCGAAAUAUCCGACGAGAAGCUAUCGCACGCCAUGAGGAGAUCAAGGAGCUGUUAAUCCGCAACCGCAACGGCAAUAGCGAUGACAAUGAGGACGUCAACGGCAACGGCAACGGCAACGACAACGGCAACGACAACGACAACGACAACGGCAACGGCAACGACAACGACAACGACAACGGCAACGGCAACGACAACGACAACGACAACGACAACGACAACGACAAAGGAAAGGGCAUUGACAAGGGAAAAGGUAUUGAUAAGGGAAAAGGCAUGGACAACGGAAAUGGUAGCGGCAAUAGAGACGGUUUCAACCGCGGUUUGCCGUCUUCAGCAUCACCUGGUCCAAGUUCUUUACAACCGAGUCCUCAUAUUUCCGACAACGGAGAGGGUAGCAGCAAUGGAGACGGCUUCAAUCACGGUCGGCUGUCUUCAGCAUCACCCGGUCCUGGUUCCUUACACCCGAGUCCUCGUAUCCCCGAUGAAGUUCGCGCAAUGAACGCCAAGAUGUAUCCAGAGAUCUCACCAGAGCAGUUUCAACAUCCGGAAAAGGUGGGCGAGUACAGGGAGACAUUAAGAGUUAUGCUACAGCGGCUGCAAGCAGAGAAGGGCUCAAGCCGGAGGAAAGAAAGCAGCCAGGACCCAUCAGUCCGCGAACCCGGUGCCUGA
Neurospora tetraspora is the source of this 1860-nucleotide messenger RNA. RefSeq lists its product as uncharacterized. Lineage: Eukaryota; Fungi; Ascomycota; Sordariomycetes; Sordariales; Sordariaceae. The transcript has 3 exons. The record is from RefSeq and is a predicted model, not a curated record. Bases 376 to 1860 code for a protein of 494 amino acids.